UAUUAUUUACUUACAAUGUAUUUUUUUUCCCCCAUCAUCUGCAGAAUUUCCCACGUCCUAGUUUGCAAUGUAACCCAGCGAGUGUCAUUCUGGUUUGUGGUUACAGAUCCUUUGAAAAAUCACACCCUUCCUGCUGUUGAGGUACAGACAGCCAUAAGAAUGAAUAGGAACCGGAUCAACGGUGCCUUCUUUUUGAAUGACCAGACUCUUGAAUUUUUAAAAAUUCCGUCCACUCUUGCACCACCCACCGACCCAUCUGUGCCCAUCUGGAUUAUUAUAUUUGGUGUGAUAUUUUGCAUUGUCAUAGUUGCAGUCAUGCUAUUGAUUUUAUCAGGAAUCCGGCAACGUAGAAGGAUGAGCAAAGGACCAACUGAAGUGGAUGACUCUGAAGAUAACUGUGAAAACACGAUCACAAUUGAGAAUGGCAUCCCCUGUGAUCCCUUGGACACUAAGGGAGGGCACAUUAACGAUGCCUUCAUGACAGAGGAUGAGCGGCUCACCCCUCUCUGAAGGGCUGCUGUUUUGCUUCCCCAAGGAACUCAACACUUGUUUCUGCGCAACUGCUAAGCAUUAUAAAUGAUCAAAGGCAGAUUGUAUAUUUUGUUUCACCAUUCUUCUUUUGUAAGAAACUGUCAAUGUGCAUGAAAGUAAAAGGCAAUCAGUUAUAUCCAUGAAGACCUUUGGAAUCAUAAGCUGUUGACUACUCAGAGUAUUCCAAAAUAUUUCUCCAACAACACAAUGUGUAAUUGUAGUCAUGUGGUGUCUUUAGUUAUUGGUUUAAAAAUGCAUUUGUGUUAAGCAUUUCCAGAAAUAAGGUCAGGCCACUACAUGUAUUUUUUUCCACACUUUGAAGACCUAAAGAGAAAUAUUUUUUCCAGUGGAAAAUACCUAUAAUAUGGUAUGGAAAUCUUUGAAAGUGGAUCCUUUUUGAAUAUUGUUUAUAUCACUCUGCACAUGACUAAGAAAUCAAGAAUAGAAAAUAAUGAUUAUAACUGAGAUGGAUGAAUAUGGGAGUAUCAAUACAUGAGGUGAAAUUUGAUCCUGUUAUCAUACCAAUACUUGCUUAUUCUCUAUCAGUCUCUGAUAGGGUAGCCCUGUUUGUUGACUAUUUCUGCAAUUUGUAAAAGUACAAUCUAUGUGAAUUUAAUAAAGUGCUAAUCAUCUCUUUUUAAUUAUGCAA
This is a messenger RNA of Herpailurus yagouaroundi (jaguarundi), 1180 nucleotides long. It is a transcript of the gene CLTRN, whose product is annotated as collectrin, amino acid transport regulator. Gene Ontology annotation, cellular component: extracellular exosome; plasma membrane. Gene Ontology annotation, biological process: positive regulation of amino acid transport. The coding region runs from base 16 to 510 and encodes 164 amino acids. The record is from RefSeq and is a predicted model, not a curated record. NCBI's taxonomy places the organism in Eukaryota, Metazoa, Chordata, Mammalia, Carnivora, Felidae. The transcript is spliced from 3 exons.